CACAAGUCUUUCUAGCAAUGGGAAGAAAUUUGAGUCCAGAGGAAAUUAAAGAGGGAGACGACGUGUAUUUUGAGUGCAAUGUGAGGGCCCAUCCAUACGUGUACAAGGUUCUCUGGUACCAUAAUGGAGUGCAAGUGCAACACAACGUUCCUGGAGGAGUGAUCGUUAGCAACCAGAGUUUGGUAAUACAGCGAGUUCGUCGCCAGCAGACAGGUCUCUAUACCUGUGUCGCCUCCAAUAUAGAGGGCGACGGGCAGAGUAAUGCAGUCAGCCUCAAAGUUCAAUAUGCCCCUGUUUGCGCCGCCGGACAGGUGCACGUCUACGGCGCCGCCAAGAACGAAGAGGUCUCCGUCACCUGUCGUUUAGACGCCGUGCCCCCUGUCGUCCAUUUCUUCUGGCGGUUCAACAGCAGCGGCGACGUCGUGGACAUAGCCGAGAACCACGUGGCUACUCAGGGUCUCCAGUCGUCGCUAUCGUACGUGGCUCGUACUGAGCUCGACUAUGGCACGCUGCUCUGCUGGGGCAGCAAUGCCUUGGGCCGGCAGAGGAAACCAUGUGCGUACAAGGUGAUCGCCGCGGGGAAACCCAAUCCGCCUGAAAACUGCAAUCUGACCAAUCAGACGACAGAGACACUCAAGGUUCACUGCGUGCCUGGCUACGACGGCGGCCUCCUGCAGAAGUUCAUCAUCGAGGCUUACGAAGCCGAUAGCAAUCGUCUGUUGCUCAAUAUUACGGAAAACUCGGCGCCUGACUUUACCCUACGAGGCCUCGAACCCGGGACCUCGUAUGUCGUCCACGUUUACGCCGCCAAUGAGAGGGGACCAAGCGAGAAGAAGAUCCUGACCGGUUAUACCAUUAAGGAUAUGGCGGAGCGACGCACGGCCCAAGUUCGACCCCCGCCGGAGGAGUUGGUGCCCAUUACCCCGAUCCUAGCGGUCGUGGUAGGGGUCGUUGGCUCCCUGGUACUGGUGGCCGUCGUGGCGGUCGUUGUGGUAAGUCUCAAAAAGAAACGACGGCCAAGGAGUAAGAAUGUCACGCUGCCCAUUCAGACGUCGCUGACGGACACACGCGACCUAGACGACAAGAAUCCUGACCUCAUCCCCGCAAACGGCAACGGUGAGGCGGAGGGCAAGAGCCCCACUACCCCAGAGGAAGGCGGCUUCGGCAGUGUCCAUAUCUGUGCCUCCGUUCCCUACCCCAGCAACGUCUAUGGCACGUAUCCCAGGACGCCCCGGACCAUGGCUGUCACCAAUCCUCAGAACGGGGAGCUGAUGUAUGCCGAACUGACGUUUCCUCGUGGCGGCCAGUACCCGACCACUACGCUCUCCCGACGCAAACCUGAACCGACCAUUUACGCUCAGAUAGAUCACGUGAUGCCAGGUGCUCCUGUUUCCAUGGGCGUCGUUCCUGUGAGCGGCGGCGGGAUGGUUUGCAGUUCCUCUGGCGGCCUGAUGGCUGGUAAUCUGGGCGGCAGCGUGGCUGGAGUAAUGGGCGGCACCAUGGCUCCAGGAAUGGGUGCUGGGGUAAUAGGUGGAGGUGUUUGUCCUAGCAGUAGUGCCAGCCUGGUAAUCAGUUCGAUGUGCCCUCCAGCGCCCUUGAUUGGGGAUCUGGAUAGGAUUGCCUACACCACGCCCACACCGCCGCCCCAUGGGUUCGGCGGCCAUCCUCUGACCCCGCCUGUUCUACCAGAAGAGGAAGAUCAGGUCACAGUGGAGACUCCUCUCAUGAACAGUCACAAAGAAAGUGACGUGUGACCCCAUGCCACUGACCUGGCCCUACGGCCAAUGUCUCCAAGGGAUGAAUUGUCUUAGUCCACAUAUGACGUGUUGUUCCUCGCAACGGGACGUUAUGCUGAAUCCUGUUGAUCGAUGCUAAACUUCAUCAACAGUCACCAGAAGAUUAAUUUAUUGUCUAAAUUGAAGUCAAUGCGACGUCAGAUCCAGUGUGUUAGCUCACGAUAUCAUUAACGACUCAGAUCAGCGCUGGUGCACUCAGUAUGUCGCGGUUGACGAGGUGAUGACAUUCAAAAUGAACCGGUGAUUGGCAUAUUUCAUUAUAAAUGCAUUUCGUAAAUAAUCAGAGUGACAGCUGACUCAUUUUGCCCAAAUCAAACUUGAAGCCUCGACCCCUUGAACUUGCACGCACCAGUCGUGAAGACUUCCGUCUGUUGGCUUCCUAAGCACUUGACUUUUCGGAGUUAGUCAAGCGGUUAGUUCAUCCUCCUAACAGAACGAAUUCUGUGCUGAUUAACCGAGCCGCCGAGUGAGCGAUGUAAAUACAAGAACGAACUAUAAGUGGAGUGGUGAAUGGACCAAUUUGAAAUUGUUGGUUAAAUAUUUUAGGAAAUUGAAUGAGACCAAAUUUCUUUACAUACACUGAAUGUGCGACAAGAAAUCUGAGUGACUUCACUCUAAAAAAUACAGCAGGAAUCGUUCCAAUUUUGUCCAUCAUUAAAUAACAGAUAAAGACAAAGUUGUUUAAUAAAUUGAAUAUUAUCAAGAACUUUCUAAUUGAUCACACUGAGACCUGUGCAAUAGCAACACUCCCUCGUAAUAUACUGAACAAAUCUACGGAUCAUGGAACUACACAUGUAUACUCUCAAGUUUAACAGAACAUUGUUAACUGUAUCUUUGAGUGUUCUGAAGGUAUACUAGACGAGGUUACUGUGUCAGCCUUACUUCCAGGCUCGAAGCAGGCUAAUCUAGCAAGUAAUUCAUUAUGAUCCAGAACUAAUCUCUUACAAAUCUGUGAAAUAUUAAGGAAUAUUACAAAUCAAUUUUUUUAACAACAUUAGAGUAUUACGAGAAGUUGAGAAACAAUUUCUAAUUACAAUUACAGAGUUUAUUGGUGUGAAAGGUGAAGUGUAAUGGUUUGUGUCGUCACUUGGAAAUCUUGCUGAUUAAGUGCUAAUUAAGUGAAUGUCCAGUCAGUGACAGUGAGUCCAAGAAAAGUGGUAACCAGUUUAUUCGUUUCUACACGCUGUACACUGUCAUUUAAGGAGUGCAGCUUCCUCAUUGUGGUCCAGUGACCCAAGCCAAGCCAGGUUCAGGAUACAAGGUCAGAGGUCACGCUGAAGGGAGUGAGAGGUUUGCAUUGUACCAAUGCUUUUAGCUGGAGUAGUUUUUGUACAUAAAAUCAAUGAUGUCUUUUUCAAAACGUAAAUAGUACUAAAAAAAACAUAUAUUGAAUCUCAAUCAAAAACAGUCACAAGUUUGUCGUGGUGAUAUAACUGAAAAAACCAAUCACGCCAGAAAUUUAUAUUUCUUGGGAAUAACAAAUCUUCCAUUUAUGUGCGAUUUUUAAACUGACGUGAACUGUGUUAUAAAAUGAGACAGUGUCUCGACGUUCUAAUGUGACGACGUGUGAAACGUUUACUUGGUGCUGGCCAUCUUACAAGGCCCCAGAAUCUUCACUGUCUACGUCAAAAGUAUUUUGACGUUCAGAUAAACGUGGAAUAUAAACUCUCAAUGAUGCUGUUGACAAGUAGCGGCACGUAAAUUUCAGAUGUUUAAUAAAGACUAUUUUGUUUCUCCUGCAUUUUGAUUGUGGUUUUGGCGCAGGAAAGAUAAAACAAGAUAA
Molecule: messenger RNA, 3579 nt
Organism: Procambarus clarkii (red swamp crayfish)
Lineage: Eukaryota; Metazoa; Arthropoda; Malacostraca; Decapoda; Cambaridae
Source: RefSeq, a predicted model, not a curated record